Galeopterus variegatus (Sunda flying lemur) is the source of this 961-nucleotide messenger RNA. Its product is annotated as cytoplasmic FMR1-interacting protein 2-like. Lineage: Eukaryota; Metazoa; Chordata; Mammalia; Dermoptera; Cynocephalidae. The record is from RefSeq and is a predicted model, not a curated record. Gene Ontology annotation, molecular function: small GTPase binding. The transcript is spliced from 5 exons. The annotation marks the transcript as partial. Gene Ontology annotation, cellular component: neuron projection; synapse. Gene Ontology annotation, biological process: cell projection assembly; axon guidance; cell morphogenesis.
UCUCUGCAGUCUCAGGAGGAAGUCUGUGAUUUGCUCCAUGCUGCACCUUUCCAAAACAUCUUGCCUAGAGUCUACAUCAAAGAGGGGGAACGCCUGGAGGUCCGCAUGAAACGCCUGGAAGCCAAGUAUGCCCCGCUUCACCUGGUCCCUCUGAUAGAGCGGCUGGGGACCCCUCAGCAAAUUGCCAUCGCUCGGGAGGGUGACCUGCUGACCAAGGAGCGGCUGUGCUGUGGCCUGUCCAUGUUCGAGGUCAUCCUGACCCGCAUUCGGAGCUACCUGCAGGACCCCAUCUGGCGGGGCCCACCACCCACCAAUGGCGUCAUGCACGUGGACGAAUGUGUGGAGUUCCACCGGCUGUGGAGCGCCAUGCAGUUUGUCUACUGCAUUCCUGUGGGGACCAACGAGUUCACAGCUGAGCAGUGCUUCGGUGAUGGCUUGAACUGGGCUGGCUGCUCCAUCAUCGUCCUGCUGGGCCAGCAGCGUCGCUUCGACCUGUUCGACUUCUGUUACCACCUGCUAAAAGUACAGCGGCAGGACGGGAAGGAUGAAAUCAUUAAGAAUGUGCCCCUGAAGAAAAUGGCUGACCGGAUCAGGAAGUACCAGAUCUUGAACAAUGAGGUUUUCGCCAUCCUGAACAAGUACAUGAAGUCUGUAGAGACAGACAGUUCCACUGUGGAGCAUGUGCGCUGCUUCCAGCCACCCAUCCACCAGUCCUUGGCCACCACUUGCUAGGCAGAAGGUCCUGCAGACCCUCCACCUGGAGGAGGAGCAGGAGAGAGAAAACCAUGGCCAGCCUGCCACAGGAUCCUACUGGACAGCAUGUUGGAUGGACCUGGAAGCAAACAAGAACCUCCCCAAACACAUCUACACCACUCCCAAGGGUGGGGCCUGUGCAUGCUCUCCCAUGACAUUUCCAUGGUGGAUUUUUCCAUAGUGUAAAUGAAAAGAAAAAAAAAACAGG